Messenger RNA from Cladophialophora yegresii CBS 114405, 2832 nucleotides. RefSeq lists its product as uncharacterized. The coding region runs from base 1 to 2832 and encodes 943 amino acids. NCBI's taxonomy places the organism in Eukaryota, Fungi, Ascomycota, Eurotiomycetes, Chaetothyriales, Herpotrichiellaceae. The record is from RefSeq and is a predicted model, not a curated record. The transcript has a single exon.
AUGCCUCCGGGUUCCCUUCUCAGACGAAGUAUUCAGUUACCAUACGGAAUUGUAUCCGUGGGGCACGAGGGCAAGCCUGGCGACGACGAGGAGAAACAACCGGGUGCCUCAAACGAACGUGUCGGCGAGUAUACGGAGGUGCUGCGACCCAAAACCAACAGAAGCAUACAGCGUGGAUUCAGUGGCGAGCCGCUACAUAUCGCAAAGCCACGUCGAGCGGGAAAGUUACGCAAGGCUAUGCCAAUAGAGCGCAUACAAAGAUCGCCUCUAUCAGCUAUCACCGAGUUCAGUGACCCUCCCACAAGCGCUCCUCCCGAUGCACGUGAAUUCUCGGCUCAUUCAACGACAAUAUUACUCCCAGAAACCGCUAUGAUUCGGCCGGAAAAGCAUCUUUCGACUCAGUGGCCAUUGGCCAACGCGACCACACGAGGCUCCAGAAGCAUGCCUACUGAAAUUAUGGAAAUAACAGCACGGGAAAGCGUGCUCAUGCGAAGAGGAGGAGGUGGACAUAAUAUUUCGUCGACCUCGCCCGGAAUCCCGUAUUCCACCAGUGCGAUUAGUACGGCCUCAAUGGCGCCAGAUGAUCCCCUCCCUCCCCUGCCUGCAAUCGACGCCUUCAAACGUCCCAAGAAUCAUGACUUGAGGAGAGCAUCUAAUGUCAGUCUCGAGACGAUAGGCAGUUCAGUCUUGGGGCCCUCCAUGAGCUCGCCUGCCGAUAACAGAGAAGCUGGCCAUUCCUAUCUUGCACGGAAUCGGCGGCCUCCCACGUUUGACCUCGCAUUGAAGCGAGACUGCGCAACGCCAGAACUCCAGGCACCGCCGGUCAAGAAGACGAUCCACGGACUGGUCACAGGUGCAAGCAUCCGCUCCCUGCAUCCAACCGUGGUCACCGACGAGGCAAGCCGGGCGAGAGAUCCCAUGGACGUUCCGCGACUGCCACCCGUCGUUGUACGAGAAGAAUCUCUCAAGACCAUCGAUGCCAGUAACUGGACUUUACCGCCCUUGAAGGUCAACAAGAUUCGAGCGCAGUCCGGUCAACCUAAGCGGCACUCCAUGAUUGAACCAUCGAGGCUUGCACAAUGGCGCACAGUAAGUGACCCUGCCACGGGUCUUGUUCCCGAAGACGACGUCUUCGCCAUUGGCGAGGCUUUGAGGCGACCGAACUCAGUGGCCACUGGAAAUCCGUUGGAUUGGAAUCGGCAGACAGGCUCAUUAUCCAAACGCCAUUCUCUGACGUCCCUGACUUGUUCUGACGGACCGAAGCGUGGUCAUAAACGGCAAAACUGCAUCAGAAUCAUGAAUUUGCCUGUCCCUGAGAAAAAGUCCAGUGUGCAACGACUGCCAGAGCUGCGAGAAGAGCUGCCUGUGAAUUCGACGGGCGCAACUCCCAAAGGCGGCCCUUUCGAGGUCAACCAACCUCGACCAAUUUUCAGACCAGGGUCGCCCACGCACAUGGACCUCAAGUCGUCUCCAACGCCAUCUCCUUUCAAGAACGCGCCGAUUCUGACGCCUACGCCUCGUCCAGCUCGGAAACAGUACAUACAGCCUCCGGCGAGCUCGGCAUCGGGACUACGCAGACCUUCGGGGACAGCCAGACCGGACUCGGAGGUCUUCAACUCCAACCACAUGGACGUGCCAAUGUCAAGUCCGUACAACAACACACCUCGCCAUUGGCCGCUUUCGCGCUCCAUGCAGCUUGACGUGAACGACACGCCACCGUCGGCGCGACCAUCAGAGCCACCGCCGUUCGAGUCGCCGAUCUUGCCGUCUCCAGCCUGGAAUUCAUCGUCCUUGUACCCACGGAAGUCGUUGGUCAAGGGACCCCGAAGCCCACGAAACAGUGCGCAAACUAGUACCAGCAGCACCAGCCCUCUUCAAAACAAACAAGGCCACAGGAACCGCGUGGCGAAAAACACCGUGUCGAAUGGUCAAACGGGACUGACUCUAGGGAAGACCGUCAUAAUGUUGAGGAGCAUCAACUCGGAGGCCCGUCUACUCGAGCAACGAAGCUCCAAUGCCGGCGACGAGAAGAGCCCCGAGAUCACUGCUCCGCCCUCUCCGCCCUUGAACAAACGCGUAAUGGGCCUCAGGAACUCGAGUUGUGCUCCAUCCAUAUCGAGUACGCCUCCGUCUCCGCCGCCUCCUCAAGAGAGACAUCAGGUCGUGCUCAGUCGUGGUCCGAGUCCUCUCGCCUACGCGAGCAGUCUGCAGCCAAAUGAAUUGGCCAGAGGCACAAAACCAACCCUGUGUCUUCCAAGGUCGCAUCUCUCCGUCUCCCCUUCAACCAGAGUCACCUCGAUGAUGUCGACUGGCGGCGCCUCAAUUUGGGAAGACGCCAGCGUGCGAGCCGAGUCUCCCGACCCAGAAGAGGAAAGCGAGGCCAUUGCCCCGCUCGCACUGCGCACGCUAGUCAAGACAGACCAGAACCAAAGGUCCUUGGCCUUGUAUCCUUCUCGAUCGUCGUCCAUCCUUACACGGGAUUUCGGCACCCGGGCUGGGACGGAGGUGGGGGUCGAGAACGAGCACGGGAACGCCAUUGAGAAUAUACAGGUGGACACGAGCCAGAAUCUAUAUGCUGACAACAACGCCAGCCACGUGGUGCGACGGCUGGAACGCGUCGUGAGCGGCGGGCAAUGGGACCACAAGCACAUCUCCAAGCAGAGAAGUAUGACGACUCACAGCCAAACAGACAAGGCAGAAGCCGUCACGCCGCGAACAAGACGGGAGAUGGACGUCUUCGACGGGAGGAAAAAGGAAUCGGCCGUCGGGUUGGGACUCACGUUGAGAUUGGAUGAUUUGGUCGUGGGAAGGAAUCGGUUGGCGAGGUCAUAA